UAAACAAAUAUCCACGGCACGAAGAUACAGCUGUCCAAAGGGGAGUUUAAUCGAUUUAAUGUUAAGAAAGUCAGAAAAUCCCUUAAGCCGUGCAGAACUCUCAAAGAACUCUGCAAAGUGCCACACAGAAAGAUGGAUGAAUGCAUAUAUUAUAUAUCUUCAACAUUAGAAAAGACUGUGAAAUGGGAGAAGAGUCGGUCAAAUAUGAACAUUAAAUGGGGGCAAUGUAGCAUUGUGUGGUGAUAUUAUGUUUAUACAGGGACACCAAUUAUCAAUAUUUUAUUGAAGUAUUAAAAAAUAUCAUAUUGCCAUCAGUUUAAAAAGGUCUGAUAAGGACUGGAUGGAUUAUGAUGUAGUCACAAUAACACCGUAAUAAAGACGAUUGCAAAAUAAGUAAUUUCUAUAUAACCCUUCCGUAAAUCCGGUUGAUUACAGCAUAUUUUCCAUUAGCAAAUGCUUAACUCAUCAUUUAUAUCUCAUUACUCCUCCUUAGUAUGCCAUUUAUAAAUACAGAUCUGAUACUAUGAUGAUGAUGAUUAAUGCUGGCAGUGAUGUAGUAGGAGUGACAGCUGUACAUAGUUACAGCAUGUACAGCAGUGAUAGCUGUACAUGCUGUAACAGUAACAGGUGGAUAAACAUAACACAAAUGGCAUGCUAAGGAGGAGUAAUGAAACACUUGCUAAUAAAGUGCUAAAAACACACAAACAGCAAAAUUAAGCGGCCAAUUUUCAUUUUAAUCUAAUUCUUUGGGGAAGUCAGUGGUGAAAGGAGCAAAAUGCACAGAGAUAAAUAAGAGCAUUCAUUACCAAGUACACUUAAAACUAUUGUAUGGUUAUGUAAGAGAGUAGCAAAGUUUUGUUGUUGUUGUUUUGUUUUUUUGCUACAACUUCCCUCUAGCAAAAACAUAUUCCCAGUAUGGCUCCUGGGUUUUCCAGCCCCAGUUUCUCUGAUCUGAUCUGCGUACUCUCACGGCAGUCACUCUCACACAGGCACAGAGGGAAACUACAUUUCCGCCUUCAUCUAAAGUCCGUCCCACAACGUGAAGUCCGCACUUCCUAAACGAUAACGCCGCAGCGCAAUGCGGCCAGCUGCUGGCUCUGAACGAACCCUUCGGAUCCCCGUUACAAAAAGUGACCCACGGCACACUGAGCCCGUGUCCAGCAGCACCUCCUCUCCGCGUCUCACCUGUUCGGAAAGGAGCCCUUCCAGUAUGUCAGGUAUUACAGCCAGUACAAUAAGCUACCUGUGGUCUGUAGACGAUGUCCUCGGGCAGGGGGCUACUGCCAGCGUCUACAAAGCACGCCAUAAGAGGUCGGGUGAAUUGGUGGCCGUCAAGGUGUUUAACAUAAUGAGCUACAACCGCCCCCACCAGGUCCAGAUGAGGGAGUUCGAGAUGCUCCGGAAGCUCAAUCACAGCAAUAUUAUCAAGCUAUUCACCGUGGAAGAGCUGCCCUCUAAACAGAAGGUGCUGGUGAUGGAGUAUUGUUCAGGAGGGAGUCUCCUAAGCCUGCUCGAGGAGCCGGAAAACGCCUUUGGUCUCGCUGAAACAGAGUUCCUCACAGUAUUGCAGUGUAUAGUGCAAGGUAUGAAUCACCUGCGGGAAAAUGGAGUGGUACACCGGGACAUUAAGCCAGGGAACAUAAUGCGGCAGGUUGGGGAGGACGGCAGGUCUGUUUACAAGCUGACAGACUUUGGAGCAGCAAGAGAGCUCGAAGAUGACGAGAAGUUUGUCUCCAUUUAUGGAACUGAAGAGUAUCUGCACCCAGACAUGUAUGAGCGCGCAGUGCUACGUAAGCCUCAUCAUAAAUCUUACGGGGUGAGUGUCGACCUGUGGAGUAUUGGUGUGACCUUAUACCACGCUGCCACUGGGAGUCUUCCCUUCACACCAUAUGAAGGACCACGAAGGAACAAGCCCAUUAUGUUCAAAAUAACCACAGAGAAACCUAUGGGGGCGAUAGCUGGAAUACAACGGAGAGAGGGCGGACCUAUAGACUGGAGCUAUCACCUACCUCACAGCUGCCAGCUGUCACAGGGUCUAAGGGUGCAGCUGGUUCCAGUACUAGCAGGUAUAAUGGAGGCUGACCAGGAAAAGUGUUGGUGCUUUGACCAGUUCUUCACAGCCACCACAGAUGUAUUGCAGCGGCAAGCAGUUCACCUCUUUUCUCUGCAGCAGGCCAUGGCACAUUGCAUCUACAUACACCACUACAACACAGUAUCAAUCUUCUUCGAAGAGGUGGCGUCUCAAACAGGUAUAGGGGUACAGCAACAACAUCACAUGUACCUCGGACAUGACCUGCUCUUGGAGGGCAGCAUGAAGGUGGUCAAUCUUCCACGAACUUCACCUUCUCAGCCCCUCAUUCUGCUCAGCUAUGCAACUGAUGAAGCAAACACCAGCCUGCCAUUCAGAGAACCAGAGAGUCCCGUCAUCCCGGCCAGGUUUGACAUCAUGGCAGAUUACAAUUUCUCCAAGAUUGUAGUAGGUGUAGUCCACCAGUAUCUGAGGAUAGUACGGCUGCUGCACACGCACCGGGAGUUGCUGCUGCAGGGAUAUUACAGCUACAUAAUGAAAUUGCGCAACAAGUGCAGAGAAGCCUUGCACAGUAUUGCCAUGGUCACCAUUAGACUGCAGUCCUGCCUCAAUGCAGAACACGGGAUUCGCACACUAGACCCUUACACUUCAGAAAAUCUAGGCUCAGCUGCUAAUGGUCAAAGGUUGCGGCAGGUUCAUCAACACCUACCUUUGUACAGUGCUGGUAUCCAAGAGUUUCAGAACCGACUUGAUCAACUGCAGAUAGAACAGGCCAAGUUGUCAGAGACUCUGGCCAAUGAUAAGAGCUGCCAGAAGAUAGAGAUGCUGCUACAGAAGAUAACAGCAAUUCAUCAGCAUUAUCGUAAAGACAGGCUGACUGGCAAGCUAGCAUACAAUGAUGAGCAAAUCCACAAGUUUGAGAAAAUCCACCUGUCGAGCCACAUUAAGCGAGUGAAAUCUCUGUUCAGAGAAGACUGUGUGCAGAGAUACAAAGAGGUUUUAGACUCAACAAGAACAUGGAACAGCCUUAUGCUGGAGCUGCAGACCCGACUGCAGGACUUCAGUUCUUUCUCUGCAGGCUUAAUAGCAGACUUAGAGAUGAGUGAGCAGUGCCAGAAUAAGGUUAUGGACAGAAUCCUUUACACUCUGCAGUCCAAAAGACCAGAACAACAGUCAGCAGUCAUACCCAAAGACAAUGACCAGAUGGUCUCCAGGAUGCACCAUUUGAAGGAGGAAAUGGAGAUUCUGGUGAGGGAGCUACAGUGUAACAACGGUAUUAUAGAGAGCCUGGGAGCCGUGAACUCUCCUGCAGCUCUGGAGCCGACUCUGGCCAGACCUUCUACACUGUGACACAAGACCACUGUCUCUGGAUCUUGCCUCUGAAAGGCGCACGCACACUCUCUAAAAAUCACCUCAUCUUAAGUGCCAUCAAUGAAUGUACUGGCCUUUCAAGGACCAUCUACAGUGUUUGUUUUUAUCUCUGCUUCCUCUUCCUUUAACAAUCAAUGAAACGUCUUUUAUCAAUUUAGAAAUAAGAUAAGCACAAAGAGAAAGGAGGAUAGGCUUCAGGUGUGUGUGUGUGUGUGUGUGUGUGUGUGUGUGUGUGUGUGGCUGAGUAUAGCAGUAAUAAGAUCAAUAAAAUCUUCAUUAAUGCCUUAAGUGUUAUUGUAUUUGUAAUAGGCUGCCAUAGAGAUAGACAGCCAGGAUCAAUGAAUGCAUAGUCAGCUCUUACUGUUUUUUGUGGUCCUUUGUUUCACAGAAGAGGAAGAGUAGGCUCUGGAGAACCUUGAAUAGUAUAUUUAUCCAGACAGAGUGUGUACUAGUAUGCAGGUUUUGAUUAUAUUUGGGAUAUAGAAACAUUAUUAAAAAACAGUAUAAAAUGUUUCUGUACAAAUCUGCUUAUAAACAGGGUAAUGGUU
Haplochromis burtoni (Burton's mouthbrooder) is the source of this 3948-nucleotide messenger RNA. It is a transcript of the gene ikbke, whose product is annotated as inhibitor of nuclear factor kappa B kinase subunit epsilon. The coding region runs from base 1079 to 3379 and encodes 766 amino acids. The transcript is spliced from 21 exons. Gene Ontology annotation, biological process: peptidyl-serine phosphorylation. Lineage: Eukaryota; Metazoa; Chordata; Actinopteri; Cichliformes; Cichlidae. The record is from RefSeq and is a predicted model, not a curated record. Gene Ontology annotation, molecular function: ATP binding; protein serine/threonine kinase activity. Gene Ontology annotation, cellular component: cytoplasm.